Messenger RNA from Mollisia scopiformis, 876 nucleotides. RefSeq lists its product as uncharacterized. The transcript is spliced from 2 exons. The coding region runs from base 306 to 791 and encodes 161 amino acids. NCBI's taxonomy places the organism in Eukaryota, Fungi, Ascomycota, Leotiomycetes, Helotiales, Mollisiaceae. The record is from RefSeq and is a predicted model, not a curated record.
UAGAAUUUCAAUGUGCUCGCGAUUUUCUUCUCUCUUCUUCACUUUACACAUACCUCAUUUCUGGGUCAUACUGCCAUUCAGCAUGAUCCUCUCUAUCAUUACAUGAGCAUCCAUUUCCGAUUACAGGCCCAUUCUGGUGCUGUGCCGCAUCGGUCACCCCAGAUUUGAACAAGGCUCUGGUCGAUCGAUUGAGACCCAAGCAACCAGUCAGCCCUAGCCUCGUUCUGCUCCUCUGAAGCAAGUCGAAAUAAUCAGUCUUCGUGCACCAACGGUACUCUUUUUCCUUCUGCGAACUCGGGUCCAAGAUGGCACCAGAACUACUACCAGAAAUCUAUCUUCACUCGGCACAAUUCAUUUCGUCACCAUCAACGAUAGCAAAUUGCUGUCUUGUCUCGAAGGAGUUCUAUCGAAUAUUUACGCCGUACCUGUAUAAACACUUGAAUCUUCGCACAGGUCCACCUAACCCGGAUGAAAAAUCUGAACACGAUCCAACGCGGGCCUUGAGAAGACUGAGAAUUGCUUAUCUCAACGAUCGAUUUCUCUUUACGAAGCAUUUUGAGAUCUCUGUUCACACGGGGAACGAUAUUAUUAUGUCGAGAUACCUCUCAUCCAUGUCAAAUAUUGUGUCUUUCUCAGCCGAGAAUAAGAUGUCGCAACAUUGGAAAGAUAUCGUCUUUCGCGGCCAGAAUCCAUAUGUUGGUUUGGCUGAAAGUACAAUAAUGAACUACAGUCUUCUAAUUUCUAGGGAAAUCUCUUUUCUAGUCUCUUGUCGUUUGGCCAUGUGGAGAUGAACUACUGUCAAGGAGUUUCUAGCAGAAUCUUUCGAACAGAUUCGUUCACUGACGUGGAAACAGCUUCAAUGACACAAAGGCGCCU